Messenger RNA from Chaetura pelagica (chimney swift), 848 nucleotides. RefSeq names its product uracil phosphoribosyltransferase (FUR1) homolog (S. cerevisiae) (gene UPRT). Lineage: Eukaryota; Metazoa; Chordata; Aves; Apodiformes; Apodidae. The record is from RefSeq and is a predicted model, not a curated record. The transcript is spliced from 7 exons. Bases 1 to 711 code for a protein of 236 amino acids.
AUGACUGUGAAUCCACGGGCAGAGCUGCGGAACCGCAGUGUGGGCUUCCAGGGGCUAGGAAGCACUCGGAGAGUCGGUUGUUUCUCAAAAGGGGAAGGAAGGCUUUUUGCCCUCUGCUUCCUUCGUAAGAAGGAUGAUUUUGCAAUUAAGAUGUUUGACAGAGGCAGGAAAUCCAGUAGAGGAGACUUCGUAUUUUCUGCUGAUCGUCUGAUCAGACUGGUGGUUGAAGAGGGACUGAACCAAUUGCCAUACACAGAGUGUACUGUCACCACUCCAACAGGACACAAGUAUGAAGGAGUCCGGUUUGAAAAGGGAAACUGUGGAGUCAGCAUCAUGAGAAGUGGAGAGGCCAUGGAGCAGGGGCUACGGGACUGCUGCAGAUCCAUCCGCAUAGGAAAAAUCCUGAUCCAGAGUGACGAGGAGACUCAAAGAGCCAAAGUCUACUAUGCCAAGUUUCCACCAGACAUCUACAGGAGGAAAGUUCUUCUGAUGUACCCAAUACUAAGUACUGGUAAUACUGUCAUUGAGGCUGUCAAAGUUCUUGUAGAACAUGGCGUUCAACCAAGUGUCAUUAUCCUGCUAAGCCUGUUCUCCACACCUCAUGGUGCCAAAUCCAUCAUCCAGGAAUUCCCAGAAAUCACCAUUUUAACCACAGAAGUUCACCCUGUUGCACCAACACACUUUGGACAGAAGUACUUUGGCACAGACUGACACACUUGGGACAAACGGAUAUGACCGUUAUGGUACAAAAGGUUUUUGUUCGUUUUUUUCUCUAUGUUUUAUUACUGUCGAGUUGGCUGAGGGCAUGAUUAAAAAUCCUUUUGGCCACAGGGGGAAAUACUUGCCAU